Molecule: messenger RNA, 2028 nt
Organism: Nicrophorus vespilloides
Lineage: Eukaryota; Metazoa; Arthropoda; Insecta; Coleoptera; Silphidae
Product: DNA replication factor Cdt1-like
Exons: 2
Coding region: 261-1961 (566 amino acids)
Biological process (GO): mitotic cell cycle; DNA replication checkpoint signaling; DNA replication preinitiation complex assembly
Cellular component (GO): nucleus
Molecular function (GO): DNA binding; DNA polymerase binding
Source: RefSeq, a predicted model, not a curated record
AAAAUGUAUAGAAUAUUUGUGUAAUAGCUUGUUUUUUAUACUAAUAAUAUCUUUUAUAAUAUAAGUGAAGGAAAGGGAAGAUAAGUUAAGGAUAUUAAAGGGACAUUAGUGUGAGGUAACGGCAACGUUGCGGGCGCGGUAUUUAAACCACUGCAGUUUACAUAGAGCUGUCAGAAUUUGGAGGGAAAGCAGACAGUGAACAUCUACAGGCUUGGUUAAAGUUUUCUCUACAAUUCCCUUUAAACACGUUUUUAUACAAGAUGGAUCAACAACCUUCUGUAGCUAGUUUUUUCCAGACGAGGAAACGUACAUCUCCUGAACAAUUGAAGACUAGGGCAAACAAGGUUUUAGUAUUGGACAGUGAGGAUGGAUCCAAAGGGCCUGCAAGUCUUCAGUUUAUUUGUGAUGCUGAAAUUAAAAAUAUGGAAAGAAAUGUGAGUGCAAAAGACCAUAAAGUUAAGUUACAAAGUGAGAGGAAGAAACAGCUUAAAGCAGCUAUACAGAAAAAGAUUAAAGAUAGUAAGAAUCAGCCAGUUCUGCAAGAUCUUUUUAUUAAGAUGGUACAGAAAAAUGAUUAUGUGAAAAUGGAUGUUGAUCCUGAGGAACAUUUGAAGACUCCACCUGCUAGCCCCACAAAAAGGAUUAAUUUAAUGGACAAUUUGAGAGAACCAACUCUUAAAGAUAUUAAGGAUAAGAUUACCAAAAGCUCUCGUUUGGCUGAUCUUAAAGCUUCCUUGGCCAGAUUUAAACAAGGCCAAGAUAAAUUGGACAAGAAACCUGAAGCAAAGGGAAUUAAUUCUACAGAGAUAAGUACCAAGAAAGAACAAAUUGCCAAUACACUUAAUACAAGAAAAGAAAGUGUAGCUAAGAAAAGCUUAUUUAGGACCAGAUCUUCUGAGAAUUUAGUGGAUCAGAAAACAUCUUUUAAUAUUCCUUACAAGUAUCGGACAUUGGCUGAGAUCUUCAGAAGCAUAGAUACUGUCUGCCAAAUUAUGCACAAUAGAAAGGAAACAAUCACUUUUAGGCAUUUGAAACCUGCAUUGGAGGAAUUGCUUAAAAAGAAUGUGAAAUUAUCUCAUUUGGCUCAGUUAAAGACCUUGUAUCCAGAGGCUUAUAAUUACAGACAGGAAAAAAUAAGAUCCUUUGGUGCUGGAAUCAACCAGGAGAAGUGGGAACUUGUUAUUGUUCCUAAUGUUGAGGAAUCUAUGACAUCACAAGUUUUGCUUGAACGCAGAAGGAACUUAUAUAACAUAAUUAUUGAGAAGAUAAAGGUUUUGCAUGCACAAUUUUUACUAACUCUAAGUCCGCCAAUUGUUAUUGCCAAGGAGAAUCUGAAACGUUGGCAUCCAGAGUUUGAUAUUGAAAAGAUUGCUGACGUCGAGCUGGCAGAUUUACCGGAGGCUCCAUAUGAAGAAAAGUUAUCUACCGGAAAGGAAGUUUUAGAAAAAGUUAAAGCUAUGUUCAAUUGCAAUACUCGUAUGGAAACAGCUUUGGAUAAGCUAAAGAAAGCGCAGGAAACAGAUGUUGAAAAACCGAAAGUGUUGACUUCUGUUCUGAAGGGCAUCCCCAAAGCUCUUCUUGAGAAAGUUAGACAAAAGCAAGCAGCCAAAGCUCUCGAAGCUAUGACAAGAUGCGAGGCUACAGAGAAGGAGCUAAAAAUGUAUGCAAGACUUCCAGAAUUGGUGAAAUUGACACGGAAUAUAUUUGUAGGUGAAAAGAAAAGCGUUUUACCCGUUGACACAGUUUUAGAUAAAUUAGUAAAUAGUGUGCGCACUUAUAUGCAUAAACCUGACAUCGAAAAACAUCUUAGAAUUAUUGCGAAGGAAGUUCCAACUUGGAUGGUCUUCCAUACGGUUCGAAACGGCGUUUUCAUCAAGAUUUUAAAAGACGCCAAUAUUAUGCGUGUUUGUGAUAGUUUGGCAGAAGUACUUAAGCAGAAGAGGAGUGCAAAAGCUUUAUGAAAUUAAUUCCUUUGUUAUUAUAGUUUUAUUUUAUGUUUGAAUUCGUUCGCAUUUUUUAUUUCAAUUU